CUCAACGCCACGAUACCGGAAUGGCUGAGACCUGACCCACACCUUUCCCUAUAAAUACCACCCCAGAAUCGAUGGAGAGUACAAUAUUAAAAUUAUUUCUUCAAUGCAAGGGAAACGCUGUUACUACUACAACUUUGGUGGUUUCCAGGUGUUGGUAAAGUUAGUUUAUACUAGCUAGCUACACCAAGAAGCUUUAAAACUUCUGCAAGGUUAGCUGCAGCAUCCUCUAAUUUUUUUGUGUGUGGCUUUUUGGGCGACCGUGACAAGUUUGGACAUUUCUUGCUUGCAAAGAGGGCCAGUAGAAGAAAUGGCAGAUUGGAAGUUACCAGUAAGCUACAACCAAUCCUACCACGGCUUUGCUUAUGGUCUCAUGUACCAAGCAGGGGCUGAGCAAAAUCAUCCCAACUUCUCCGGCUGGGCAGAGGCGGUGUACAACUCUGGGGUCAGCGGCGGCUACCACUUGCAAGCGCAGCAUCAAUCACCACCCAAGAGUCCCGAAUACAACAUUGGAGCUAGCAAUUCCCACUACCCAGGUUCUGUCAUGUAUCUCGGCGACCCUCACAGCCAUACUCCGAGUGGGCGCCUUUUCAUUUCCCAUAACCGGCCUCCAUAUGAUCAGCGGCCGAAGGAGACGGAACAGCCAAGUAGCAACACUCCAAGCGAAUCCGAGUCGCACAGAUCACCAGAUUCUUGGAGUUCGGAGAACAGCAACCCUCAAGCCAACCCCGCCACCUGUGUGAAAAAGGAGUUGGACGAGGAGACUGACAGUGUAAGCCCAGAUGGUAGUGAGCAUGUCUCCAGCUCCUACCCAGAGGAGAACACAAGCUUACAAAUUAUGGGGAGUGAGGACAACGCCGUGCAGUCGUUGCCCCCUUCUCUCCCAGAGAAAGCUGGCAAAAACAACCCCAGACAAAAAGCUCGGACUGCUUUCUCAACAGGCCAAAUGGAUGCCCUGACCCAUCGGUUUAACAUGCAGAGGUAUCUCUCCCCUGCUGAGAUGAAGGCCCUGGCUGAGCUGACGGGGCUAACUUACAAACAGGUAAAAACAUGGUUCCAGAAUCGCAGGAUGAAACUGAAGAGGCACCAGAAAGACAACAGUUGGGAAUCGGCUGGCUACCUCAACAUGCCACCACGCCCUCAGUUUCAGGGAGAACCCCAAACGCAGCGCCAGGACCAAGAGUUCCGAGAGGCCAUGUUCAAGAAGAGCCCUCAGCAGAACCUGCCUUACUACACUGGUGGAUACCCUCAGCCAUCCUCCUUUCCCCCCCAGCCCCCGGGAAACUGGCCCCCAGCUGUGACCCACUAAGUACCUAGAUGGUUUCUACAGCACAGCAUGGGCAGUGUAAAACACCACUCCAGCAUCAAGUGACGAAGGGAACCCUACUCACACAAACGGCUCCAUGCGCAUGACCCUGUUUUCACUAUGCUAGCCAAUAACCCACACAGGUGAACGUCUCGGUGGUAAAUCGACUGUUGUUUUUGUAAACGUAUUACAAUUUGUUUUGAAAGAUUCUUACAAUUAAUGUUGAGAUUCAGACACUGGUCAUUCUCAAAUGAUGCCCGGGGUGUUGGCUAAUUAGAUCAAUCCAUCUUAAUCAUUUGCAGGAACUUUUAUCCCUUGUUCAUAUGUUUUAUCACAAAAAAAGUGGCCUUAUUUUUAUAUACCUUCCAGAGUUCUUACCAGAGUAUUUAAUAUCGUUGAAGGGUUCUUUGCUCCUUGUGCUUUGACACUCCCAACUCUGACAAAAUGUUGCUGUGUCUGUUGGAAGUGGCAAGGUUUUAUUCCAUCACUAUUAAACUACUGCUGCUACGUGGGACACUUCUCACUGCACUGAGGGUUUGUGGUUCCAAGCUGCAGCAGUAUGAUCUUCAAUAUUACUUCUAUGUGUUUUGUUUUAAGUGUGUGGCACUGCCUUGCCCUCCAUGUUAGGGUUUUGUUCAGUAGGCCCAAAACUGGAAAAUGUAUUGGAACUGACAUGUGUUCAGAUUGGGUAAAAUCAAGUACUGCCUCUCCAGUUUUCAAGGUUUGGUGCCCCAGAACAUUUCCCAGAUUUUAAAAGUUAUGCUUUUUUUUUUUUUUUUUUUUUUAUUAACUAUUUGUAUCAUAAACCCUGUUGGUGCACAGGCCACCUGUAAUGAAAUGAUGUGGUCUUGGUGCUGGGAUUUACUUUUCUGUCUUGAUUACACAGGGCCUUUUU
Molecule: messenger RNA, 2198 nt
Organism: Coregonus clupeaformis (lake whitefish)
Lineage: Eukaryota; Metazoa; Chordata; Actinopteri; Salmoniformes; Salmonidae
Product: homeobox protein NANOG
Exons: 4
Coding region: 308-1306 (332 amino acids)
Biological process (GO): regulation of transcription by RNA polymerase II
Molecular function (GO): RNA polymerase II cis-regulatory region sequence-specific DNA binding; DNA-binding transcription factor activity, RNA polymerase II-specific
Source: RefSeq, a predicted model, not a curated record